AUGGAGUCUACUUUAUCUCUCCUCGUUCUCCCUGCCGAACAUCUCUCUCUUGCCGAGAUGCCGGACUUUUCUAUCCUCCCCCAAUUACUUACCUCGCACAGCUUGGACUACUUCCAGGCCGGGCAGGAGAUCAACGCCAUGCCGGAGGUGAUUAAGGUCGGCAUCAACUACCGCGUCGUGCCGCAGAACUCGAUCCCCGAGAUCCAGCACAACAUCGUCUCGUACAUCAGCCACCACGACGGUGGUACAAGUCGCUCAACCGGCACCGCAAGUCCUUUUGACCCUACGUCGAACUUCGAGACGCGAAACUUCGAGGCGCAACUCCAACGCGCAACCUCGACGCGGAUUCUCGGCCUGCCAUCUGGGCCGGCCAUCUCGAUACGAAACCUCGACGUCGAAUUCGCCGCCGAUCUUCGAGGCGCAACUUCGAGGCGCAACUUCGAGGCGAAGACUUCAAGGCUCAACUUCGAGGCGCAACUCCGACGCGCAACUCCCACUCGCAACUCCGAUGUCGAAUUCGCCGCCGAUCUUCGAGGCUCAACUUCGAGGCGCAACUCGGACUCGCAACUCCCACUCGCAACUUCGAUGUCUACGCGCCACAACUAG
This is a messenger RNA of Colletotrichum karsti, 606 nucleotides long. RefSeq lists its product as uncharacterized. The transcript has 4 exons. Lineage: Eukaryota; Fungi; Ascomycota; Sordariomycetes; Glomerellales; Glomerellaceae. The coding region runs from base 1 to 606 and encodes 201 amino acids. The record is from RefSeq and is a predicted model, not a curated record.